Messenger RNA from Ostrea edulis (European flat oyster), 3574 nucleotides. RefSeq names its product hepatoma-derived growth factor-related protein 2-like. The record is from RefSeq and is a predicted model, not a curated record. The transcript is spliced from 6 exons. Lineage: Eukaryota; Metazoa; Mollusca; Bivalvia; Ostreida; Ostreidae. The coding region runs from base 509 to 1318 and encodes 269 amino acids.
GCACAAUUUAGUGCUUUGUUGAUUAUCAAUGGUUCGGUGGUAGAACAUUGAGGCCGUGGGCCGAUUCAGAACACAUUCCAUUCUGUCGAAUUCUAUGCAAUAAUGACAUAUUUCUUCCUCAAUACUAACACCUGGCUUAUCGCGUUAUCGAUUUCUUACGUGGGCAUGUGUCAUAGUCCAUACCCAGAGGCAUACCCACGGGGCUACCUUAUCCAGUGGACACCCAAAAACAUAAGUGCCAUAAACAGAUUUUCAGAUAAGAGAAAAAUUGCCCCGGAAAAUAUUGCAGAAAGCCGGCUAUGAUUAUUACAACGGGUCACGUGGCUACUCAACAGAGAGUUGGAUUAAAGGGGUGUUAAAUUGCCGAUAUAUUUGCUGGUCAUACGUAAAGCUGUGCAAUCAUUCAUUAGAUUUUGCAGUUUGGAUUAAGGAGAUCGAUUGUGUGUAGAAGAGCAUUAAAUCCAUUUGUCGACAUCUCCAACUGUUAUUUGAAUCUUUCACAUAAAGGAUGGCGAUGGUAACGCACAAUGGACAAACUAUCGGCAUAGCGGAAUACGUCUCUCUUAUUAUUGAAACGGCGAGGAAAAUAAUCGAAAAGGAACAACGAGAAAAGGCGAUUUUGGAUAAAAGUGGACUUUCACUAGCCAGCGCGGACGCUCCAGAAGACAGGUCCACUAGCAUCGAAUCAGAAAUACCAAAAGAAAUGGAAGAAACUACGCCAAACUCCUUAGACACAAAUUCAGUGAUGUUACGUUUGCCGGAUGGAACUCUUCAAUCAAUGGAAGAUUACAUCAUCGGAAUUAUAAAAGAUGCCAGUAGUCAGUUAGAAAAUGAGCGCCAAAAUGCAAGCACCUCAGCAGACGACACUCUAGAUCAAUCAGCAGCAGAUGAAAACCUACAGACACCUUCCAAAACUGCAACUAACAAUACAUGUGAAAAAGACUCCACACUAAAGGCAGCAACACCCAAAACAUCUAGUCAAAGAUCAGGCGCUGUAUCAAAAGUCCUCAGUCGGAUCUUUAAGCGAAGUAAAACAAAAGAAAAGGAGAAAGCAAACGAGGGAAUUAUCAAUGGAUUUGACGAUUCCCGGGCACCAGACAGAGCCACAGAAGAAAAGAAGUCCCCCUCCAAAUCUGAACCGUGUUCAUACAACAGUGUUCACAGUGACGAAAUCACUGCCCAUACUCAGACAGAAAACCAUGAAUCUCCAAACAAAGACAAUAAACAAAUUCCCAAAGGAAAAGGCAAACUCAAAAAGAAGAACUCGCUCAGGAACAUGCUGUCCUGCUUCUCUUCCAAGGCGACUCAGGCAGACUGAUCUGAUUCCUGCCAACUCUUGAUUGUCUGGAUAAAAUCUCAAAUUGAAAUCGGUCUAAAAAUCUCACGUAUGACUUGAUAACAAAUCAGAUGGGUAUCAAAAUCAACUACUUUGGAUUCUGAAACCUGCAAUAUUUAACUAUCGUGGAGAAUAUUUGAAAUUCUUACGAUUGAUUUUCAAAUACUCGUACAAGAAAUGGGAUACUUUUCUGUGAAUAUACAUGUUUUUGUGCCAUUUGGAAUGGAUUAGUUACCAUAGUUACCUGUAAACGUGGCAUGAAUCCUCAGAAUGUUUCCUACGGAAUGGACUUCAGAAAAUGAAAAUUGGUGAGGCCAAAUAAAAAAAUAUGUGUGGUUCCAGUUACCCAAUCAUCCCUAGUUUUUACCCUUGACCCUAAACUUUUUUUGACUAUUUCCAAAAUCAAUUGCCGUGUUUUGCCAAAUAUAAUGCACACUUUUUUCAAGAUUUUCUUCUAUGAGAAGGGAUGCAUAAUAUAUACCACUAUACAUAUAGGUUUUUGACCCGUUUUCAUUCAUAGCCAAUAUAUAGAUACCACUAAAAUGCUAAGCUGUAAACACUUACUACAGGCCAUCUAACAUUAGACAGGGUGACUUAGAACUAAAGAGUGCUUACAUAAACAACAGUGCAAAUUUCAGGUUGUUUGAAUAUACUGAGCAAUCACCCUCCCAUCGUUGGUUACCCACGGGUGCUUCUAUUCGAUUAUCUCCAUCAUCAUAUGAGGGAGUGUGAGUGGACUCAAAACCGUGGUUUGCAACGAUGUCACCCUCCUUAUUUUUGAAAAAGUUGGAUAGAUUUGAAAACUUGGAAGGGCUUGAAAACAGUACUCUGGUUGAAAUAUCAUUUCCUACUUUCAUGUUUAAAAACAUGAAUUUGGCAAUUGCACUGAUUUUUUCUCUCUAAUUUUUUUAUUUGAAAUAUAUAUAUAAGAAUUGUCAAAACUAGGGUGAUCCCUACCAAUUUUGAUAGGUAUAUAUAUCACACCAUAUAUAAAUGGUACAUACAAAGAGGUGAAAGUAAAAGAAAAUUGUGUUUCCAUCUAAAAUCUAUCAUUAAAAAAAUAAAUUAAAAAAUAAAAUAAAACCCUUACCUACCUACCCUAUUUUUCAUGGGAGUGUAACCGGAAUCACACACAUUAUUUUAUUUGGCAUGACCAAAAAAUAUGAAAAAUUGUACAUUGCAUAGUGAAAGUUCGUUCUUACUAUUGAACAGAAUGUUACCAUUGCACUUGGCCAAUUUCAGCUGGAUUACAGUUCCGAGGAUUUCAGAAAUCCACAAGGCCAUUUCCUCAUUCAGAUGUAUUGUGAUAUGACUAUACAUGCAUCGUAACGAAUUAUUGUUAGUGGUCAUAUAACAAUUUAUAUUAUUGUGAAUUUGCGAAAUGACAAAUGUUAGAUCAUAGUCGAAUAUGACGAAAUGUAAAUUGUGUCAAGUUUAGACAAUAUUUAAUUAUAAAAGCUGACAAUUUAUAAAUAGCAAUACAUGUACUGAAUUGAAUACAACUGUCAUUUUUUUCUUCCAAUUUUGAUUUUCGUGUAAAUAGAUUUAUUUAAGGGUCGUGUAGGAAUUCCUCAUUGCCAAACUGUGAAGGCCUGUGUAAUUGGGAGCAUGUAUGUUUAAAAGUAUGGAAGCCGAACUCUGUAAAAACUGUAUGUUUUAUUUUUUAUAUCGAUGUGAAAAAUGAACACUUAAUGUGCAUAACAUUGUUGAAUAUCUGACAUUUUCACAAGUUGAUAUAAUAAUAAUUGACUGUUGUCAAUUUCUCUACUGUUUUGUUUUCAUGUUUUAUCUACAGAAAGACUUUCUGCCUGGGUGCUUUUAUUCGAUGUGCAUGGAUAGUUUAUGUGGUUCCUAAGCAAAGUUUGCAUCCAGCUCAUGCAUGAUCAUUAUUAAACCAUGGAGUGAAUGUAUUGCAUUUAAUUGAUAAAAAAACCCACCCAUCUACAAUGUAUGUCUUAUUCAAGUUUGCAGAUAAGAAAUAUCUUUAUUGCGAAUUUGUAGGAGAAAGGGGUUAAAGAUAUUUAAAAAUCUGUUUGAAAUUGCAUUUCUCAAUCUCAUUCAGUAAAAGUUUGUUCAGAUCAAUUGUGUUAUUUACAUAUACCAUACUGUCUUUGUUUGCCCACUGCUUUUCAGGUCAUUUACAAUACUGCAAAUUUACAAAUACGAAAAUGUCAGUUGCAAUAAAUAUAUUAUUUGUACUUUUGAAUUUAAACAUUGGAAUUAAAGGUCUGAAAGUUC